Messenger RNA from Acanthosepion pharaonis, 642 nucleotides. Lineage: Eukaryota; Metazoa; Mollusca; Cephalopoda; Sepiida; Sepiidae. The record is from the annotation of a GenBank genome assembly.
AUGUCUCUUUUCAUGGAAACCAGUUGUGACGUACAUAUGCAAUCGGUCUUUAUCACUCAUUCAUUCUCUUCCUCUCUUUGUGUCUCUCUUUUUUUCGCUCUCUAUUUCUUCCUCUCUCUCUUUCUGCACAAUGUUUUUUUUAUUUAUCUACUUCUUUCUCUUUCUAUGUCUCACUUUCUUUCUUCUUUCUUUUGUUCCGUUUUUCUGUUUUUAUUCUUUCUCUCUUUUUUUCUCUUUCUAUAUUUCUCACUCUUUUUCUCCUUUAUUUUCAUUCUUUCUCUGUCCUUCUUGCACUUCCUAUCUCUUUUUUUCUUCUCCAUCUUUCUCGUUUUUGGCCUUUUACGUUUUUCUUUUUCUCCUACGUUCUCUCUUCUUUUUUUUUCUUUCUCCCUUUCUUCCUCUCUUUUUUUUCUCCCCUUCUUUCUCUUGCUGUAUUCAAUUUUAGUCUUUCAUUUUCUUCCAUUCUCACUUUUCUUCUUUGUUUAUUUCUCGGUUUCUUCCUCUUUUAUCGUGUCUCUUUUUUCUUUCUCUCUUUUCUUCCCUUUCCAUAUUUCUCUAUUUUUCUUUCUUUCUCUCUUUCUCUCUCACACACACACAUACAUUAUUGGUAAACAAAAGUUCCAUACUUCUUUUUCCAUAUAA